Messenger RNA from Geosmithia morbida, 909 nucleotides. RefSeq names its product serine/threonine-protein phosphatase PP1 catalytic subunit. NCBI's taxonomy places the organism in Eukaryota, Fungi, Ascomycota, Sordariomycetes, Hypocreales, Bionectriaceae. The record is from RefSeq and is a predicted model, not a curated record. Gene Ontology annotation, cellular component: cytoplasm; nucleus. Gene Ontology annotation, molecular function: protein serine/threonine phosphatase activity. The transcript is spliced from 3 exons. The annotation marks the transcript as partial.
AUGGCAGACCAACAUGAGGUCGACCUCGAGUCCAUAAUCGAUCGGCUACUCGAGGUGCGAGGCAGCCGACCUGGAAAGCAGGUUCAGCUCCUCGAGUCUGAAAUUCGGUAUCUCUGCACCAAGGCCCGCGAGAUCUUCAUCUCACAGCCCAUCCUUCUGGAGCUUGAGGCUCCCAUCAAGAUCUGCGGUGACAUCCACGGACAGUACUAUGACCUACUCCGUCUCUUUGAGUACGGUGGCUUCCCCCCGGAGGCUAACUACCUCUUCCUCGGCGACUAUGUCGACCGUGGUAAGCAGUCGCUCGAAACCAUCUGCCUGCUCCUCGCCUACAAGAUCAAGUACCCCGAGAACUUCUUUGUCCUCCGUGGUAACCACGAGUGCGCCUCUAUCAACCGUAUCUACGGUUUCUACGACGAGUGCAAGCGCCGCUACAACAUCAAGCUCUGGAAGACGUUUACCGACUGCUUUAACUGCCUGCCCAUCGCUGCCAUCAUCGACGAGAAGAUCUUCACCAUGCACGGUGGCCUCAGCCCGGAUCUGAACUCGAUGGAGCAGAUCCGCCGCGUGAUGCGACCCACCGACAUCCCUGACUGCGGACUUCUGUGCGACCUCCUGUGGUCGGACCCUGACAAGGAUAUCACCGGCUGGAGUGAAAACGACCGAGGUGUCUCCUUCACCUUUGGACCGGACGUUGUAUCGCGCUUCCUGCAGAAGCACGAUAUGGACCUCAUCUGCCGCGCUCACCAGGUUGUCGAGGACGGAUACGAAUUCUUCUCCAAGCGCCAGCUCGUCACGCUGUUCAGUGCCCCCAACUACUGCGGCGAAUUUGACAAUGCGGGUGCCAUGAUGAGCGUCGACGAGAGCCUGCUCUGCUCAUUCCAGAUCCUGAGACCGGCUGAGAAGAAGCAG